AUGAAAAAGAAGAAAAAAACAGAUAAGGAUGUGGUCCUGGCAAACAAGGGAGCUUUGGGUAAGGCCUGGAAAACAAACACACACUCACUCGCACACUCUUUAUCAUGGCUGUAUUGACAGUAGUGAUUAUUCCUGUCAUAUCACUGAGGGUGAGGCCAACCCUUGUCAAACAGUUACUUGUUAAACACUUUGACAUGAACAUGACUUCCUGUUCUAUGAUUGUGGGUCGUUCAGGUUUUCAAGUACAACACAGAUCAUCAUCAUCAUCACUCAUCACAGGAUAUUCUUGUCUCUGUUUAUCUAGUGUUCCCAAACAGAUCGACUGUAAUUAUUCAGAUAUAGUUAUUUCCCUUUGGGUUUAAAAUGUUUCUACAUACAACCGUAUGAGUGUGGAAAUAAUCUGCUAGAUCUUUAACUUCUUAUUGACUUGUUGAAAGCUUCCAACACUGUGUAAUAGACAUCACCUCUGCUUUACUUGAAAUAAUAAAAGGCAUGCCCCAGGGCUCUGUUUUGGGACCACCAGAGUCCCCAAUGCAAAUGUAUAUUUAUAUGCAGAUGAUACAGUUAUUUACUGCUCAAAAACAGCAUCAGGCACCCACCAUCUAUCACUACAACUCUCUGCUUGUGUGUGCGUUUGGACAGAUAGUGAAGUAGAGGGACCUUCUGAAGAGGCCAAUCUGCUGGAGCUGGAGGGAGAAAACGCUGAAGAACAACCAGAACCCACUGCAGUCAGGACCAGAAUUAUACCAGACACAAAGAGGUAUGAAUGAACACAGUGUAUAUCUGAUUUGCUGCAUCUAGAUAGAGAUAAUAAGUGUGUAAAAAUAAAGUGAGAAAUAUCUACUGAUGCACUGCAUGUUGGUUCAUAUUGGUGCAAUUGAGAAUAUGGAGUGUUAUUCAAAUGUGUCAAUAAUGAUCAGAACCAGUACAUCAGAAAUUUGGAAAAGCAAAUCUAUUCUUUAGAAUGAUCAGUUUAUGUUAAACUCAGGCUUUUACGUAGUCAAAUCAUGUAUGUUUUUGCUAUGAUUAGUCACUUAAAUACUCGAUUUAACUUCCACAGAACCAAACUGAAAACUCAAAUCCAGGACAGUGAAGGGAAACCACAAAGCUUUCAGGUGACAACUAACAGGUCCCAUGAUAGAUAAACAGAAUAUGCGCAAAACAUUAAAAACAAUACAGAGAAAAUGAUAACUUUUUUAGCACUGGAACAUUGAGUAAAUUGUAUGUAACUUUCCAUCUAUAUCGCAGAUUGCCAUUAACAUAACAGAGGCGAGACAACUGGUAGGAGAAAACAUCGACCCCAGUGUGGUGAUCGAGAUCGGUGAUGAGAAGAAACAAACAUCUGUCAAAGAGGGGACCAAUGCUCCCUUUUACAAUGAGGUAAAUUAGAGCAAGUAAAACCCUGCAAAUGAUCUUUAUCAAGUUUACUGUAUAUGAUUAAUCUAAUUAUCUUAUUCCCCCUCAUUUCAGUACUUUGUGUUUGACUUCUUUGCCCACAAAAAUGUGUUUUUCGACAAAGUCAUCAAGCUGACAGUAAGUAUCAGUUUAAGUCUUCAUAGGUACAUAAUAGUUAUAAUCUGUAUGUAUAUGAGAUAACACAUUUGGAUUUCUGUAAACCUCACUAUCAUCACCAUCUUUGGCAUGAAUGUGUUUUUGUUUGCUUGCAGCCUUGGCUUGUCAGGUUUUAAAGUAACCAGCUCAUCAAUUUACAGCCAAUGUCAUUGCAUUCCUCGUUGAUGUACAGAUCCAAGCUAUAAAUAUCAGUCACUAUGCAGAUGACACCAUUGUUUUCAGAGAACAUCUUUUCAAUCAACUUCUGCAUCUUUGAAAAACGCAGUAUUUUUUGUGACCCAGUGGACAUUAUUUAAAACAUUGACCUCUGCAUCUUGGUUUAAGGCUUUGUUGCGUUUAGUGUUAAUUCAAGUUUUUGCCCUUGGAUUUGCUGAGAUGUACUUUGUUGUCAAAAGGCAUCACAAAUGAGUUGUGAGUUUGUGCAUCUUUCUCUUUCACCAGGUGAUGCACUCAAAAAUGUUGAGGAGUUUCUGCAUUGGGUCCUUCAAGCUGGAUGUGUGGACUGUCUACAAACAGCCAGGUAGCUCAUCUCUGUCUGAAACAUCUCUAAGUUUACCUUGAGAGGAGGUUACCAGAGCUCACCUGUACUUACAAAAUAAUGCCAGAGCAGCCUUCAAAUGUCAAUACAUGUUUUAACUUGAGUUAUCAUAUUUUUUUAACCUUCAUAAGUUCUGUUGCAACCUCAUCAAGGUACACUUUGGAGAAAUAUCAUGUACAACGAAAUCAAUGAUACUCUUUGACUGAUUCACAUUUCAUUUGUUUUACAUUAAGAUUAUGGCCCCUCUCUUUCUUUCUAACUCCCUCAGGUCAUCAGUUCAUCAAUAAGUGGGCCAUGUUGACCAAACCUGGCGACACCAGCACUGGGGUCAAAGGUUAUGUGAAGUGCGAUAUCAGCGUCUCAGCAAAGGGAGACGUGAUGCAGCCCGGACAAAAAGCAAGUGAUGCUGAGGAGCAGAUAGACAAGUAUGAUACCUGUCUUUGAAAUGGGGUUUUCUCAGUUUCUGGCUUGUCUUUCAGAUAUUGAAAACAGAGUAUCAGGGGGAUAGUUUUUUUUUUGGAAACCCAAGAUGCUAAACAUGCUAACUUCUUUAAUUUUGAAUCAAACUACAUAAAUAUCUUGCAAAAUGUCCAACCAUCCCAAAUAUCAGGCUGAAAUACGAGGAAAAAUGUGAAAAGAAGACUGACAUGCCAAAAACAUUCUGAUGUUCAACUUAAUUUUUAAUUCAGGGCCAUUGAAUCUCUUCAUAUGCAGAUGAUACUCUGCUAUUUUUUGUUAGUUAUGGCCCUUUCAUGCUGUGUGUAUUAAAAGCAAAUUCUUUCAUUCAGAGUUUGCAAUCUAACAUAUUGCUACACUUAAUAUGCAGAUGAUACUCUCCUAUUUUUCAUUAAUAUUUGAUAUUAGAUCUUUAGCCUCUAAAAGGCACAUUCAAUUUUUGGUGAAUACUUAUCCAUGGUAGACCCGUAUUAGGUCUGUGAUCAUUACUCCAUUAGAGAAAUAUACCUAUAUAUACAUAUAUAUAUACAGUAUAUACAAAUAUAUCCUAUAUGGUGGGGGGUUUUUUCUAUCAGGAAUCUGCUGGUACCGGAGGGUUUACCUGCUGAGCGACCCUGGGCUCGUUUCUAUGUAAAGGUGUACAGAGCUGAAGGCCUCCCACGCAACAACUCCAGCAUUAUGGCGAAUGUCACCAAGGCCUUCAUAGGGGACAACACAGCACUCAUAGACCCCUAUGUGGUGGUCAGCUUCUUCAAACAAAUGGUAGGUUGUGAAUAAACCACUGGUAAAAGAUGUUUUACUAUCUAGAAAUUUUAAACCAAUGAACGUGUUGCUCUCAAUCCUGCAGAAACUUUUGGACAACCUUUUGAAAGGAUGUCAAAAGUACAACUAUUCUGGGUAUUUCUUUCUUGUAAUCUUAACUUUUUACUUUGAAUCCAUUUCCACUCAGGGUCGCACAUCUACGCAAAAGUCCACAGCAGACCCGGUGUGGAAUGAACAGAUCGUCUUCAUAGAGAUGUUUCCACCUCUGUGUCAGAGACUGAAGCUCCAGGUCUGUGGGGGAAUGACCCUCUUCUCAUUUUACUACUAUUUAAUUUUUUAAAAAGAAGCAAAACUUAUGAGUAAAAAGGUAAUGUGAUUCUUGUUUCCAUCUCCUUUUAGGUCUGGGAUGAGGGAAACAUGAGUGAUGUUGCUAUUGGAACCCAUUACUUUGACUUGAGACGCAUUUCAAAUGAACAGGAUGGUGACAGAGGUAAGGACACACUUGAGCAGGUAACAGAGAAGAGAGAAAGUUAUUUUGAAUUUCAGAAGAAGACAAACUUUUUAACAUUUUGACACUGUUUCAUCUAUGUUUUGUAAAUUUGUUUUUCUCCAGGGUUUUUACCAACGUUUGGUCCAGCUUGGAUUAAUAUUUAUGGUUCUGCCAGGAACUUUUCUCUGGGUGAUGACACAGGAGAGCUCAAUGAAGGCAUUGGGGAGGGUGUGUCCUACAGGUCAAUGUCUAAACUGUUCUUCAGUAUUUCAAUCAUAAAUUUUCAUUUUCAUAAACAUUUUUGAAAAACUCAAACCUGCUGCUUUCAGGGGCCGAGUCUACAUGGAACUGGCAGUGGAGAUCCUGUCAGGGGGGACAGGUUCAGAGUCCAAACUCACCAAAAUGAUCAAAUCUGUGAAGGAUCCUAAAGCAGGAAAAGCUGGAGGGAAGGACGGUAAGGCGGCUGCAGGAGCGGCAGCUGGAGGAGCAGCUGGAGGAGCUCCUGAAGAUGACAAAGGAAAACCCGCGCCAGCUGAGGUCAUGCCUGUGGACAACCCUCCUGUGGUAAAAAAAAAAACUGUUUCUCAUAGCACCCUUAUUCCUAACACUAAGUCUGUCAGGUGCUCUGUUGAAAAAGUCAAGGAGGAUCACAUGCAGAAAUAUUGGUGUUUGUGUUUCAGCUGAAUUUAGACAACCAGAAGAAAUUUUUCCUGUUUGGAGCGUUGUUCGAAGCCACGAUGAUCGACAGGAAGAUCGGAGAUAAACCAAUCACCUUUGAGUUCUCCAUGGGUGAGUUGCAAAACCACAAUUUACCUUUAUAUUAAAGCAUUAAGCCACAUUACAGACAGUGUUGAGAACUGAAAGAUAUCAGUGUAACUGUAGUGAACCUUUCUCCUUCUGUAGAUGAUAAACUCUCUUAUUUUUCUACCAGGAAACUUUGGUAACAGUUUUGAGUCUACGGGUGCUCCUCCUCCAAGUCCGUCCUUGAGUCUGAAAAGUCCCAAAAGUCCCAGAAUCCUGAAUAUCCAAGACAAGGGGGACACAUCUGGCUCCACUCUCAGCACCCCAACCUCCCCGUCCACCCCUCUUUUACCCAAAGAAACCAUCCCACUGACCUCCAAGUCCACCACACCUCCAGAGAAACCACUCAUCGUCGAUGGAAACAAGUUGAGUCUGGAAAAUGUUUCUGAAGUUUUCUUAUAAACAGAUGAUUUUAAUGUUAGUGCCUCUUAAAGCCAAGGAUACAUCUACACUGAUACUGUGUUAUCUCCACCAACCUCUGAGAAGGCUGUGAAAGUACAACAAAGACAAAACUGCGGCUGUUUUAGGACAUUUCACUAUGCAAUUGCUAAAAUGUAAAAGAUGCAAAAAAAAAAAGGUGGGUUUUUACAUUUAUGUGUUUUGCACAUUUAGGUUCUACAUGUAUCUACCUCUGGAGAAGCAGAAACCUUGUAUUAACGUGAUGAGCCACUGGGAGAACAGAACCUACAGACUGUUCAACUCCAACAUGCUGGAAAACAUCGCUGCUCUGUUUGUACGUGUGCAAUAAUCCAAACACAACAAUGUUUUACUUUUCAGAUUUGAUCAGGAUUUUUUUGCAUAUGACAAAUUUGGGUUAUUCUAAAGGACACUUAGUUUGAAUAUGUCCGCGAUGUUGAUUUUCAGGAGGAGGGCGUGAAUGUUGCAACCGAACUUCAAAAGAAGUCGGAUCCGGGGGCGGAGCCAAAGCUUAAAACCACCCUCAAAGAAUUCUGCAUGGACGCCAGGUAAAGUAAUGAACCAAUCAGACCAGGAGACGACCUUUUGUUUCUCAAGACAAAAUGAUGGGAUGUAAAAACAAUAGAGGCUGGUUUUUUUUUUUAACAAACCAGAUGAUGUUUUUCUGUUAAAAUAAGACUGGACAACUGCACUUAAAGCACUGGUGAGAAAGGUGAAUUUCUUACCAUUGCAUGCCUCUGACUGUUUACAUUUCCUUUGCUACCUCACCAAAAUAAGACAAACUGCUCUGUCUACAGAGGUUAUCGUGUUUGACCCGAACUGAAAAUUGCUUAAAAAAAAAGAAGUGUUGUAUUCAUAUUUGUUUUUCUGCAGGAGUUUCAUCAAAGUAGCAGAGGCGAAGUUGAAGGCAGAGUUGAAAUCAAACUAUCUGACCCAGCUGGACAAGAAACGUCUCACCAUGUGCAAACAGGAACUGGUGGGGGAAUCUCAUUUCAAUGCAUGAAAAACCUGCAUAAUGUCACUUAGAAAAAGAUUUUAUGUUAUUUUCUGCUGUUUUGGUUUUAGUUCUACAAAGCUGUUCACAUUCAGACCUGUUAAUCUUUUUACAAUCAGCACUGGAAGUGGUUAGCUUCAAUGCUCAAUAUAGGAGUAAUAGAUUUUAAAGGUGAGCAGUUCAAAUGAAUGUGAUAUUCUGACUAUGCGCAUGUUUUCCAGGAGAGUAUGAUUGAGGAAGCCGAAGCUUUGAAAGACCGAAAGAGAAAAGUCAGUGGAGUGAAGGGAAUGCUGCAGAGUGUAACGAAGCUCACCAAAAAACUGCGCUUUCUUGUGCAGGAGGUAUGAGACUCCCUGUGUCUGUCUGUGUCCUGCUGCACACAUCACACUUUUUAAGUUUAAGUAAAUCUCUUUGGUUUUUUUUACUCCUCUGCACGUCCCCACAAACAUCAGCCUCAGCACACUGUACCUGAUGUCUUUGUGUGGUUGUUGAGCAACAACAAGCGUGUUGCAUACGCUCGGAUCCGAGCCAGAGAUCUGCUGUACUCCAGUGAGGAGGAGUCCAGAGGAAUCCACUGUGGCAAGAUCAUAACUCUGUAUUUAAAGGUAAAUACGCACAGGACUUAACCUUAAAACAACCGCCUAAGUAGAAGGUGCAGAAAAACCUGAGUUUGUGUGUUCAGAAUCCAGGAAAGCGUGUUUCCGGCCUGACAGUUCAAGCGAAAAUUGAUGUGUAUCUUUGGCUUGGAACCUGUGAUGACGCAGUCAAAAUGCUGGAUGACCUGCCAGCAGGAUUCACUCCAGCCACAGGAGGUGCUAAUGCUAGUAACCCUCCAUCACACCUGAUCAGUGCAGGUACAGUUUCUCCAGUUAAGUUAUUUUUUUGGUAUUUUGUCCUUGGAUUGAUGUAUAGCUCAUCCCCUCCUCAGGAGGUUCUGGUUUACCUUUCGGAAUAUCAUAUUUACCUUUGUAAUUAAAAACAUCUUUUGUGCUAAAUUUGCACUGUGACUUAUUUAAAACUUGAAGUUCUAUAAUGUGUGCUUGUCUUUGUAUCUCCAGAGCAGAAUCAGUUCCAGUUGAGGUGCCACAUGUAUCAGGCUCGUGGUUUGAUUGCUGCAGACAACAGCGGGCUCUCUGACCCUUUUGCCAGAAUCACUUUUCUGUCAAACUGCCAAACCACCAAUGUAAGUGUGGAGUAAUUGAUGUGUGUGUGUGCUUGAGACGCUGUGCUUCUUUUCUGUUUUAUAUAACUUUUAGGAAGGCAGUAAGUAUGCUAUGAUGUAUUGACUUACUGUAAAAUCCACUCACUCCUUAAGAUUGAUAGCUUCCCAACCAAUAAACUGUGUAUUUCUGUGAUAUCCAGGGGUUUCUCUAUCUCACAGAAGAAAUCAGUGUAUGUUCAGAGACUGUCUAGAUUCCUCAAAAAAAUUAGUCUGUGAUAAUUCAAGUAUAAAUUUAGUGAUAAAGUGGGAUUUCUGUUUUUAAGGCUUGUUUUAAAAUUAUGAGUGUUGACACAGAAAACCUGUUUAGGUCGGCUUUUUUCUACACAGAGAAAUCCUCAGAAAUCAAUAAGAGAAUAAAUAUCAUCAUCAAUUGUAUCGUACUGGAUCAUAAUGCAUUGAAUCAUAAGUACUAUAUCCAAUCAUGUUAAAGUGUAUCAUGCUGUAUUUUAUUGUAUCAUAUCGUAUCAAAUCAUACCGUGUCUUGACAUAAAAUAGCGUAGCUUAACAUAGCAUAGCGUGACCUAGCGUAGCACAGCCUAAUACUGUGUAAAAGGCAUAAAGUUACGCAUCGUACUUAAUAUUUUAUGAACUUAUUGUAUCUUAAUUAUCAUAUCGUAUUAAAUCUCGUCAUAUUGUACAAUAUUGUAUCGUAUAAUUUGAUAUAAUCGUACAAUUUUCUGUUGAAUUGUACUGCACAGAAGUACUUCCAAUGGUGUUGCACUGUUGAGUUUUUCUUGUUUCCUGUUCCAUUAACUGUAUUGCUCUUUAUAUAAUAUCUCAAACGGAUCCCUUUGCACCUCCAAAGGUUGAGCAUAGCUAUGUGUUGUAUGUGUGUGUUAUAUACGUGUGUCUUUCUUUAAGGUGAUCAAUCAAACUCUCAGUCCAACAUGGAACCAGAGUUUGCAGAUGAGCAGCCUUCACCUGAGUGGAAAUCUGCAGUACAUCAAAGCGGAGCCGCCGCGCAUUGUCAUCGAGGUGUACGAUGAUGACGCUGUGGUAUGAAUCAGUACUUCAGUCAAAGAUUCAUGAUUUAUGGUUAAGUUAGAGUUAGAAUAUAUCACUCUCUCUGUUCUGGCCAUGUGCAGGGUAAAGCCGAGUAUCUGGGAGCCACAGUCACAGUCCCUGAAGUCCGGCUAAACUCUGAGCCUUACACACCUCCAACCCUGAAAUACAGCCCUCUGCACUGUGGCAGCCAGACAGGAGGAGACCUGCUGGCUGCCUUUGAAUUGUUGCAGGUUUGUUGUUAUCAUGUUAACAUUUAUGAUAAGGCAAUAUGAAACAAUAAAAAGGUUCAGAUAAUGAGGAGGAAUCACUGUGAUGAAUGUGUAGAUCCCAGAGUCUGGAGAGAAGAGUCUGCCGCCGAUGGAGGAAAAGGGGGGAGGAAUCUACGCGGUCCCUGCUAAUAUCAGACCUGUUCUCAGUACCUACAGGCUGGAGGUUUGACUGCUAGCAUGUAUUUGUGUGUUUUUAGGACAUUACUUAGCCUGUUUAUGUAAAACUGUUAGAACAAGUUCUGAGCUUGCUCCAACCUGGCAACUUGGCAAAAUUAAAAACUAGUGCUUUUGUUUUGUUUGUUUGUAUCUGUUCAACAGGUGUUGUUCUGGGGUCUGAGGGAGCUGAAGAAGGUUCAGUUCUUAACUGUUGACCGCCCUCAGGUACGUGCACAAACAUUAGGGGCAUGAACCAGCUUUGUCUAAUUUUUUUGGCCUCCACUUAAGUCACUAUUUUAUGAAGUAAAUAUAUGAACCUCUGCGGCUGCUGAAUUAACAUCUGGGCUUUACUGCAAGUUAAGGAGAGUAGAGUUGGUUCAAUUUCUGAACUUUCUGUUCUUAAUUUCCUUUAUACAACACAGCUCUUGAUAUAGGUUCAUUUUUAUUGUUAUAGCACAAUAUACAGGAUUACAUGCUUUGUAUGGCUUGGCUUCUCUCGUGCAGUAACUUUUGCAUCCUGUACUGCAUGAGUGUGUGUGUGGUUUUUUUUUUUAAUCUUUCUGUAAGUAGACAUAUUAUACUCAUUUUAACCUUUCAGAGUGACACAGCUUGUGGGCGUUACUUUUUACGCAGCUUUGUAGUCACGAAACAACCCAAACACCUAGCCAUUAGCAUCCAUGUCAGUUGCCCGUUGUGCAUUAGCUAUUGUUACAUCAGCUGCUGAUAUCAUGUUACUUGCAGCUUGUGACUCUGAGUCUCCCUGCAUGACUAUAGAUGGGACAGCACCAGGUUUUAGUCACAGUUUAGAGGUAAAUCCAGUUCAUUCUGGCCUUUGAUGACAAAGAAGUCAUUGGUGAAGUGGUGUGCACAAAUAGAAAAGUUCUGAAGCCUACGUCUUUGGCAAGAGAAAAUUAGACAAACGAUUUGCAACGGUCUGGACAAUCUUCAUGAGGGGAAAUGUGCUGUGAAUGGAGGAUAUGUACAGAGGUUGAAAAACGUAACAGUGGAAAUGCGCUGUGAAAAGCUGAAACUUUUGACUCUCUUCUCUCUCUGCAGGUCAUCAUAGAGUGUGCAGGUAAAACUCUGCGCUCCUCUGUUAUUCAGAAGUACAAGUCCAACCCAAACUUCCCCACACUGGUUGAUGUCAUGGAUCUGGUAGGACACAAUCUAACAUUAAGAAUAAAUCAUACUAUUUUUUUACUGUGAAAAUAUUCAGACAAUGAUGCCGUUUGUGAAUGCAGUUUAGAAAAGACUCUAUGACCUGGGAAUCAACAUUUUUUUUGAGCUGUUCAUCAUUUAAAAAAGUCGUGUUUUACUCUUUUCUGCCGUCCUUCAGGACUUGCCAGAGAAAGAGCACCUCCAUCCUCCUCUCAGUAUCACUGUGGUGGACUGGAGGGCCUUUGGUCGCAGCACUUUGGUUGGGAAUCACAUCAUCAAUAACCUCAAGUCCUUCAAAUAUGUCCCACCGCCAGCCCUGCCUGCUCCUGUACAGGCUCCCAAACGCCGGGUUUCAUACACACCUGAGGUUGAGGCAGCAUUACAGUCACAGUCACAGCCACUGCCACAGCCACAGCCACAGCCACAGCCACAGCCACCGCCACAGCCACAGAGCACUGAAGGUAAAACAUGAGCAUACUGUGUCCUUUUAUUCUUGUAUAGCUACUUGUAAAAACAUAAAAACAGUGUUACAGACUAAAGUUAGGAUUGAUUCAUCCUCGACUUGAGAAGCUUUGGCUUUCCUGAUCUUCAUAUUUCCUUUCCAGAUCCCCAACCAGCAGGCCCAUCUCAGCUCUCUGCAGAGACCAGUUCAGUCGCACCGCUGGCAAAGGAGGACGUCUUGAUCACUGUGGAGGAUGAGCCUCCGCCUCCACCUCCGCCCGGCCUGAAGAAAAAGGAUCCAAAGAAAAAGGUGACAGUUACUGUCUGCAUAACCAGAAAAAUAACCAGAUCCUUUGAGCCAUUUUAUGAACACUUCAGUCAUGUGUUUACUCCAGACCCAGGAGGGAAAGUCAAAAAGCUCUCGACGAUCCACCAAGAGGAGAAAGAGAACGGUAGCUGACGAAUCAGCAGAGUGUGUCAUCGACUGGUGGUCCAAGUACUACGCAUCUGUAGAGAAAGAGGUAGGACUUCUAACUGGGUUCAAACUGAGAAGAACGAGUAAAAAGUAAAAAUGUGAACAUGUGGCUGUUUUUCAGGCCAAACAAAAGGACGGCUCUCUUUUCCCUCAAGUCUUUGAAAAAGGUAAGAGCUCCUCCAAGGAGAAAUUUCACCUCCUGUGUUGAGACUGAUUGCAGAAUGAGAAGAGCAGAGAUUUGGGGGCUGGAAAAGACUUAGAAGAGAGGUGUCACAGAAGUCAAUGCAGCUUGUAUUAUGUUAACACUGUAACCUAUGAGCAUAAAUACUCUCACAUUAUUCUGUGUUGCAGCCUCGGCUUGCGACACCUUGAUAAGUGCUGGAAUAGACUCCUUGGGUAAGGACAAAGACAAGCUAAAAAAACCUGGGUGUCAUGUUAGGGACUUUAACUUUGUGGCAGGAAAUCUUCAGCUGGGUAUCUUGGUUUAUUGAGAACUGGAGACUCUGGAAAAGGGUUAGCUUUCUCUCUGUGGGAUUACUUUGUGAAUCGAUCAGUGCUGUUUUGGAAAGUCUUUUAAGGUUUAACUGUUAGACUUCUGUCUCUGUUUGUGUGGUUUUGUCUCUGCAUGAUUUCCCUCACAGCUCUGUGUGCAGAUUCAUUUGUUUUUUGUGUACUUUCAAUGCCAUAAAAAUUUUAAAUGAAGGUGUGUAUGAUAAAUACAUAGAAAUUCCAGCUUUUGUAAAUGUUCUGUUUGUUUCUUCAGUCAGUCACUCAGAUGGAGACAAGAAGAAGAAGCAACAACAGAAAGGAAAACCAGCCGUGGAUCCCAAACUUGGUGUUCCAGCUAGAUUAGCCACACUGAAGGUGAUCAUUUCAGAAAAUCAGUGAGCGGAUGAGUAUCGAUCACCUCCAUUCGCCUCCACUCUCUGCUCUGUUUAGGACGUUAAAUCACAAAGCAAAUGGCACUUAAUACAUUCAAGAGCAGAAUCAUCCAUAAAGUUGAUCUCUGUGCAGUUUGCUCCAGGGUUGUGAUGAGGAUGAACUGUGAGCAUCUUCAUGCACUGCUAAACAGAGUUGUACUGUGUGCACUUUAGCCCCAACUGGGUUCAAUUCUAUCCACACAUGCCAUAAACUGGAUGGAGAUGACUCUUUGGGUCAUUUUUUGGCUCAUUUAUUUGGCUUAUUGUCUUUUUGGAUCAUUCCUCUGCAGCUGUACACCAAGGAGCUGGAGGCGGAGUUUGGACCUUUUGAUGAUUGGGUGAACACAUACGAGCUGUACAGGGGAAAAGCCAAUGAGGAAGACGGAGGGACAGAUGAGAGAUUUGUGGGUAAAUUCAAGGUGAGACGCUCUUGUGAAAGUUCUUGGUGUGUUUUUAAUUUCAAAAUCAGGGAUUUUCUGUCAUCAAAGUUGAUCUUACCUGCUGUCUGCUCCUCUGCAGGGGAAAUUCUGCCUCUACAAACUGACUGAGGAUGAUGAUGAAGACUUGGAGGAUGCUGCAGACUCCGGGUUCUUAAGAGUCAACAGAGGACUCCCUCCAAACAACCCGGUCAAAGUCCUCAUAAGAGUUUAUGUCGUCUCUGUAAGUCCUCGUUUCCACUGUAAAAGAUUUUAGUCUCAUUUUUAGUUUUCUUAUUUUUAUAUUUUUCAUUUUGUACAUGCCCGUGCAUUGAUUGAGCACUGUGGUGCACCUCUCUGAAUGAUUUUUUAACUCCUUUCACUGCAGGCAUCUAACCUUCACCCUGCAGACCCUGAUGGGAAGGCAGACCCCUAUGUCGUCGUCCGGCUCGGCAAGAAUGAAAUCAAAGACCGAGACAACUACAUCCCCAAACAGCUGAACCCUGUGUUUGGAAGGUAAACAGCUCACCUCUUACACCUAAACCUAAGCUGGAAGAUUUUUUUAAACCCGAGCUAAGACCUCCUCACGCUCCAUCCCUGUAGAUCCUUUGAGUUUCAAGCCACGUUUCCGAAGGAGUCUCUGCUGUCGGUGGUGAUCUACGACUACGAUAUGGUGGGAGGGGACGACCUGAUCGGAGAGACGCGAAUCGACCUGGAGAACAGGUUCUACAGCCGGUACAGAGCCACCUGUGGACUCCCUGCUGAGUACAGCAUGUAAGUCUGGCUAUUAGUUGGAAAUAACAAAUAUAAAAAAAAGUGCUUCACCAUGGUUGAAGUCUUGAUUGUUUCUAUUGUCUCAUUUUAGUAUUAUUUUAUGUUAAGAAACAUAAAAGCUGGACCUGGUUCUGACCCAUUCCUACGAAUGGAUUUACAGGACCAGAUCUGCCAAGAAAUGAGAGGUUGUACUUUGGCCAGAGGGGGCGCCAAAAUCAGUACAAACUAAAAGUCCCUCACAGGCGCUUAAAGCAUUUGAAAAGUGUCAUUUCAGCUGAUUAAACAAAUUCAUCUACAGAGGAAGGACUCUUAUAUUUGGGAAAACUGUUUAAAGGUUCCAUUAAAAAGUUCUGUUUAUUGCAUACAGUCAAAAAUCUCUACCUUUGUCUGUUUUAGUGAUGGUUACAACGCCUGGAGAGACUGUCUGAAGCCGUCAGAGCUGCUGGCCAAGAUGUGCAAAGACAACGGCGUGGAUGGCCCUCACUUCAGACCGGGACGCAUCACAGUGGCCGACAAAGUGUUUACGGGGAAGACGCUGUUCAUGGACGAAGGUGAAGACUGGACAUAAUACACGAGAAAUACUUAUCCAAGUUUAUAGAAUGAGAUUUAUUCGAUUUUUUCUAUAACAUAAACUCACCUCAUGUUUUGUUUUGUUUUUUGAUCACUUUUAUUCUUCAGCUGUAUUAAUGAGGAAUCCUAAAACCGACUUGUUACUAAUCUCCAGGGGAAGUCUUUGAUAAUGGUCUUGUGGUGUGCCUCUUGCCUCAGAUCAGCCUAUAGAGUCCUACGAGCAUUUGUCCCUGAAGAUCCUGCACCGCUGGUCUGAGAUUCCAGGUGUGGGAUGUAAACUGGUACCAGAACACAUCGAGACCAGGACUCUGUUCAACAAGACUCGACCCGGCAUGGAUCAGGUACUUGAGCUGUUAUCCAGUAAAGUACUGUAUGUGAUAACCUGACUGUAUUUUGUGUUAUUUCUAUAGAGGUUAGUGUUUGAAGUUUACUACUUCAAACACUUAAAUGUGUUUUUUGUGUGUAGGGUCAGGUCCAGAUGUGGGUAGACAUGUUCCCCAUGGACUUACCCACUCCAGGACCUUCUGUGGAUAUUUCACCUCGAAAACCAAAAGGGCAAGCGCUUUCUCUUGAUGGUUUAUUGUUGAUAAAAAUACUUUAAGAAGUUAAACUGACUUUUCUAACAUUUGUGUUUAGGUAUGAGCUGCGAAUCAUCAUCUGGAACGCAGAGGAUGUGAUUCUGGAGGACAGCAACUUCCUGACCGGUCAACAGUCCAGCGACAUCUACAUCAAAGGGUAAAAACAAGUUUGCUUAUCUUUGGAGGUUGUCUUGUGUGCUUUUUACUUUGUUUAAAGUGAGGUGAAAUCUUGUGUUAACAGUUCUUAAUUUGCUUUUUCUCUACAGCUGGUUGAAGGGUUUGGAGGAUGAUCGACAGGAAACAGACGUCCAUUACAAUUCUCUGACCGGAGAAGGAAACUUCAACUGGCGCUUUGUGUUCCCUUUCUUCUACAUGCCUGCUGAGAGGGUACAGACCGACAGUCAGAUGAACUUUUGACUCAGAGCAUUUGGUUGUCGUUGUGAUUAUUUAGCUUAUUGUGUUACUGUGCUAUGGGAUUAUCCUCUUUUAGCAAAUAUCCAUAUGGAUUUUUCUUUCCUGUAUUUCCAAGACCUAGAGGUGAAAACUACACUUUGGAAGAAGACAAUUUUAGGUUUUAUAGGUUUUUAUUCCUCUAUUCAAAAAGGAUUGGACUGGUGGCUGACCAAUAUUAGUUUUGUGAUAGCUAGUACCAAAAUAACAGAGCAGAUUGGCUGAUAUAUGAUGCCAGUAUUACCACGUUGCUGUUUUUUUUUCUCUUGAGUUUGACAGAAAAUGUCAGUUUAAUAUGACCAGCAACUGAGAAACAAAAUUUUUAAAGUUGAAUGAACUUUUUUAUAAUAUAGUUGUCAAUGAAAAAUCACCACAAGAGACUAUUGAAUUUCUGUCCAGUCAACUUAAACAAUAAAAAAAGAAAAAAACACAAAUAAAUUAUGCAAUUUAAAUUAAAAAAAACCAUUAGCGAUGGAUGAAUUUUUAAUGAUUUGAUGAUGUUUAAAAAAUCUCUAUAUAAGAACCUGUAUAUAAGAAAUUUUUAAAAAAUGCAUGCCCUUUUUCUUGCCUUCUCUCUCUCAGGUAGUGGUGGUGAGUAAGAGAGAGAGCAUUUUCUCUCUGGAUAAAACAGAAAAGAAGCUUCCCGCCAUCCUCAUCCUGCAGGUCUGGGACUUUGAGACGCUCUCCUCUGACGACUUCCUGGGUGUGUACUUUAAUGUACCUUUUACUCCAUGUGUGUUUACAUCCAUUAGUAUAGUUGUGCUUAUAGUCUCUGUGUAUGUGAAGGCGCGGUUGAGAUAGACCUGCAUGGAUUCCCUCGAGGCGCAAAGACGGCAAAGGUGUGUAAAAUGGACAUGAUGACAGAAGUGACGGACAAAAUCUCCAUCUUCCAGCAGAAGAGAGCGAGAGGCUGGUGGCCUUUCAGCAAAUCCGGAGAACUGACGGUGUGUACAAGGAGAGACACACAUAUACAAACACUUGUGUCAAGGUUUUGACUGACAGGUGUGCUUUUGGUCUGACCCACAGGGAAAAGUAGAGGCAGAGUUUCAUCUCGUGACGGCCGAAGAGACUGAGAAAAACCCAGUGGGAAAAGCAAGAAAGGAGCCAGAGCCACUUCCAAAACCAAAGUAAGAGCAGAUUUACUGAGAACGCCACAGAGUUAAUGCUUAAUGCAACACAUCCUGUAUUUAUUUAAUAGUGUGAAAUUAAGAAGAGACACUUUAGUAGACACUUUUAGGAAAAAUAAAUACAUUUGGAACGAGGAAAUGUUUUGGAAAACAAAAAAAUUUAAAAACACAGACAUAUUUAAAAAUACGAAAUAAAAUCUGAAACUGUAAAGUAUUUAUAAAACCCCCAUAAUCAAUAAAUAAAACAUAAAAAGACUUUUAAAAAUGCAAAUAAAUUUUGGGAACCAGAAACAUUUCAAAGACCCAAAUAUAUUUAGAAACAAUUAGGAAUAAAAAUAUUGUGAAAACACAAAAAAAAUGUUGUUUUUUUUCCCCCCAAAAGUAAUUUAGUGUUCAAAGUUUAUUUAUUUAAAUGUUUCUGUUUUCAUUAAUUAAUUUUAAUUUGUAUGUAAGUGUAAUAUUUUAUUGUUUUCCAGUGUUAUGUAAUAUUUAUUUAUUGCCCUUCAUGGCCAGUGUAGCUAGGUGCUUAAUAGAGCGAUAAAUUGUCCAAAAAAAUAUGUUGCUACAUUUACAGUUUAAAAAAUGUCUGAUUUGUCUCUUCUCUUCAGUCGUCCAGAUACCUCCUUCUCGUGGUUUGUUAAUCCCUUCAAGUGUUUCUUCCAUCUAAUCUGGAGAAACUACAAGAAGUACAUCAUCGCCGCUCUGGUUCUUCUCAUCCUCACAGUCUUCCUUGUUCUGCUUUUCUACACCAUGCCAGGAGCCAUUUCGAAUAAGAUCAUUAAUGGAUAAAAACACAGGUGCAAAAACACUAAAAAAGCUGAGAUAGACUUAUGCUUAAAAUAACUGAGGGAAUCAGUACUCCGUGUAAAUAGUCAGUAUCCAUUACACAGUUUAAUGAACAUGAGAAAUACUUGUCAGGUACUGUCUUUGUGUCAUUAUCAGGCCGGGUAGAGGAGUGCACUUUAUACACAUUUCAACAUCAUAGGAAAAUGCUCAAAUUACAGUCACCAACACUUAAACCCUUUUAGUCAUUUACUUUAAAGACACAUAUAUUCACACUGAAAAAAUAGCAUGAGUAGUUAUCCACUGUGGCACAGAGUUUAAAUAACACCAUCUGACUGGCUUAUAAAUACAUAAACAGUGAAAAUGUACAGACUCAUAAAUACUGAGACAUACCU
This is a messenger RNA of Xyrichtys novacula (pearly razorfish), 16769 nucleotides long. The record is from the annotation of a GenBank genome assembly. Lineage: Eukaryota; Metazoa; Chordata; Actinopteri; Labriformes; Labridae.